GCGUGCGGGGCCGGGGCCAUGGAGGAGCUGAGCAGCGUGGGAGAGCAGGUCUUCGCCGCCGAGUGCAUCCUCAGCAAGCGGCUCCGCAAGGGCAAGCUGGAGUACCUGGUCAAGUGGCGAGGCUGGUCCUCCAAGCACAACAGCUGGGAGCCCGAGGAGAACAUCCUUGAUCCAAGACUCCUCCUCGCUUUCCAAAAGAAGGAACACGAAAAAGAAGUGCAGAAUCGGAAGAGGGGGAAGCGGCCCAGGGGCAGGCCCAGGAAACACGUGGAACCAGAGAUGCCCGCAAAAACUAAGUCAAGUAGCUCCUCUUCCUCCACAUCCUCCUCUUCCUCCUCCUCUGAUGAAGAAGAUGAAAGUGACCUCGAAGCAAAGAGAGGUCCCCGCAGCAGAGAGACUCACCCCGUGCCGCAGAAGAAAGCUCAGAUCCUGGUGGCGAAGCCUGAAAUGAAAGACACUUCUAGGAAGAAGCGUGGGCGGAAACCUCUUCCCCCAGAGCAGAAAGCGGCUCGGAGGACCGUGAACCUGACAAAGGUGCUGAAAACAUCCCGGAAGGAGGUGGGCAGCAGCGCCAAGCUGAUGGGGAAGCUGCAGCCCCAGCACAGCGCGCAGGUCUCGGGCAUGGCCAUGCUGAAGGACCCGCCGGGUGCCUUGGCCGGGCUCAGCUCGGGGGGUUCAUCUGCAGAAAACCUGCCCAACAUGAUGAAGAGCGGCUCCGCGAGCCCAAACCGGGCCAUCAGCUGGCAGAGCUCCAUCGUGCACUACAUGAACAGGAUGUCCCAAAGCCAGAACUCGGCAGAGACCUCGCCCCUGGGCAGGCUGGCACUGAAGUCCCAGGCAUCCAGUAAGAGCGGCUUAGGGCUGGACUUAAAAAUGAGGAACCAGAAAGGAUCUGGGGAGCUGGGGCUGAGCAUGCAGGGACCCAAGACUGCUAAGGCUCCUAGCAGCGGCGCUGGAGGGGACCAGAAAUCGGGGUUUGCUGCGGGAGGCCAAAUGCUGCACAAUGGCAGCAAGACGCCUGCGAGCUCAUCCGGGGCCGGCAGCCAGCCGACCUCCAGUCAGGAGCUGAACCUCCAAGCUCUAAACCUGCAGAGCGUCAAAAACGGGCCGAGCGCGGCCGUCGGGAGCAGCCUCCCUCGCCACCUUUGCAGCGCCCUGUCCAAAGGCUCCGGCGGUGGCGUGGCGGCAAGCACGGGUGCUGCCAGCACAAAGGGCGGCACAGCGGGUGCCGGGUCGAAUGCUGCCAGCCCUGGCGUGCUCUCGGGGGGGGACGGUGGCAAGAGCGAGAAGCAGGCGCACCGGGCGGGCGACAGGGACUUGGCCAAAAGCGGCACAGCCGGCACGCAGGAGGGGCACGCGGCCACGGAGAACCGCAAGCCGUCUGCCCUUUCUGAGAUGAGCACAGGCGAAGAGACCAGCUCGGAUUCGGACCGGGAUUCGGCUUCCUUCCCGGGCGUGGGUCAGAAUAUGUCUGUCUCCAUCCAGACCAGCCAGGACUGGAAACCCACCCGCAGCCUGAUCGAGCACGUCUUUGUCACCGACGUCACCGCUAACCUGAUCACAGUGACGGUCAAGGAGUCCCCCACCAGCGUCGGGUUUUUCAACCUACGGCAAUAUUGAGCUAGGGAACAUGAGAGAAGGGGGAAGGUCCUUCGGCCUCUCCCUCAGCUUUGCCCAGCUCUUCCAUCAGGUUUUUCUUUCUUCAAGUGAACACGGAGACCUCGUCAGACCUGCUGGGACUCGUGUCCAGGGAGGCUCGAGAGAGAGACGCAGUGAAACCUGCUCAGAACUGCCAGUGGGUCGAUGGAUCCCUCCCGGCUUCUCCCCAUCCUCCCCCGGAGCGGUGUCCCGAGCGGAGGUGGCUGAUGCCGUUCCCCGGGAGCAGGGCACCGGUGCUGCCGGGGGUGACAGGCUGGCAAGUUUUGAGCCAGGCUUCACUGUACACGGGUUUCUUUGCUUUACAGCUUGAAAUGGCAGAUGACCAGGUCUGCGGCUCUCUGGCAGCACGGAGAGGGUGUGGGAGAGGAAAAGGAGCUCCUUUUCUUUCCUCUGGGCUCCCCGUGAAUCUGUCAGUGAGCUGUGGGGAGUCGCAAGUCAAUCCAAAUGAGACAGCCGCUGCUCCCAGCCCUCGGGGGUUGCUGGGGGGCGGCUGUAUACGGGGGUUUUUCAGGGUACACUCAGCCCAGCCACCCCCCUGGGCAAGGUCACUUCCAAUGAUUGUGAAGUCCACGAUGUUUCUGUUGUGGUUUCCAGCUGAUAGGGAAAUAUUGUUUACAUUUUUUAUUAAGGACAAAUCCUUUUUUUGAGGGAGGGAAAUAAACCCAGUCUAGGGAAGACUGAAUCCUGGAUGCCACUGAUGAGUCGGGCAUCAGAGGUGCCUCUUUCAGAGCAAGGGAGGCUGGCAGUGGGCAUCUCCUUGCCGCCGGGGGAGGGUCCUGCCUCGCCAAGGGUGGGAGCCAGCGAGAGCCGCUGGCUUCUUUGCAGUGACUUGGCUUUCAGAUGAGAGGGAAGCCCAAAUUGCUGUGCAGCCCAGGGAGCCCCAGCACCGCUCCUCUGCCCCGUCCCAGCACUGCCGGCGUCUGCCCUCCCCUUCAGCAGUUCCAGGCACUCGUAGGGACCGAGCCGGGGAAUGUGUUUGUAAGUCUUGCAGAACGCGCGAUCCCUUCCAGCGGCAGGCGGGUUGGUCCCCGGGCUGCCGGUUGUCUGUGAGGUCAGUGCUGGAGUUCAGCUGAAAAGCAGCACCCGGGCAGAGCUGGGGGUGAGCCCUCCCUGCUGGGACCCGGCCAGAUCCAGCCUCCAGUCCAGCCCUGUGCUGUGGAUGCUUGCUGGGUUUGCUUUACGCUGAUCAUCCACGUUUUUCUCCCAGCACGGGACUCAGAAGCUGGUCAAGGACACCUGCACGGGUGGUCCGGAGUGGUAGGAAAGGGCAGGAGAGGAGGGAGCUGGGGCAGGGCCAGGCGGCAGCAGCGGUGCUCGCACCACUGCCCACCCCAUGGGCUGUUCCCUGAGGAGCCGGAGGGUCGGCAGCAGCCGUUCGCCUUCAUCUUGCCGGGGUGUUCAUUUUGGCUUGAAAUUGCAACCAGUAAUGGCUUUUUUACUGAGGUCUUUUUUUCCCAACUGUAGCUUACUCUCGGAAGCCAAAAUUAGCAGCAGUGGUUCAGGCAGAGUUUAGUAGCAUUCGAGGUCAUUUUAGUUCUGUUAAUGCUGAACUCCUUUCUUGGAGGAGAUGAAAAGCCUGCAGUCUGCCAGGUCUCGGUGCGUGGCUAGGAGGUGCCCGAAGAGCUGUCCCGCCGGCAUCCCCGGGGUGGCUGCUCGGUGUGCACAUGAACAGGCACGGCUUCGGGGUCAGCCUUGCUGCGUGACUGACCUGGCACCGGGACGGGCAUCUUCCUUUGCCAGAGGCAGGGGCACUCGCAGUGUCGUCACACACAGGAGUGCAGAGAUAAAGGAACCAAGCUGGGGGUACGGGUACCCCCCCGACGCAUCAGCCCACUGCAGUCGCGGUUGCUGCCGCUGGCUGGCGGCAGUGCAAUUCUCAGGUGAAGUGAAAAGCCAGCGCUGGCUGCACGCGCUGCCCAGUCGUUCAAGGAAUGGAUGGUCAUUCCCCGAGCGGCGGCAGCAGCCUCUGCCAGGGUGGACUCCUGCGCUCCAGAGAUGCUCUCCCUUAGCUUUUGUAUUUAAUCCCCAGCUGUCGUGUUGGUUGUGGCUUUGAGUUUGUUGUGUUAUGGAGCUGAGCACGGUGUCCUGCGUGAGCCAACGGUGAGCCGGGAUGGGUGGAAGCGUAUCAAUGCUUUGCAGCAGGACCUGUGCAGGCUUUUUGGGCAGCUCCAGUUCUGCCCCAGUACAGCCAGGCAGUCUUGAAUGUCACCUUGCCACGGUGUCGGGCAGCCUGGGGCAGGGGGUUUGCUCCCGGCUGCCCGCAGAGGACUGGCGCAGCCCUGCUCUGCUGCUGGCUGCCUGGCACAGCAACGUGCUGCACGUUGUUCUGCAGGCAGAGGGGAGAGGAGGGAGCAUUGUCCAUGGAGGAGGUUCCCAAGGACAGAGUUUCUGUCGAGCUCCACGAUACCAAAUGUCACAGCCUGUGCUGUUUACCUUCUAGUCUUUAACUUUGCCAAACAAGCUAUUGUUGCUUUGAACAGUCCAAGGAAAUGUUAGCCUGUGUCAGCAGAACCAAAUGCUCCAGGCAUGGUCUCUGCUGGGUGUGCUUUUGUGUUGGGGAUACGAGCGUUUUGGGAGAAGAAUCAAGGGAUCUGGGAGCGCAGGGGUGACGCUCUUCCCCGCACACCAAAUGUUUGCUACUUGGCCUUUGCAAAUCCAAACUGAACGACAAUGUGCCUUUCGGACCGUCCUUAUCUCAGCCUUGUCUGCGACAGCGGUCCCACGACAGGUUUGUGCCUAUGCAAAGCGGGGUGGUCACAGGGUCCCGGGGACAGCCGUGACACUGACGGGGAGCGGUGCCCUCAUCCCCAGCGGGACGCCCAGCCGUCACGCAGAGCCCUGCCGCAGGGCUGAGGGACGCUUGCUGAGGGGAAGCCGGCCUGGCAGGGAUGCCUGGAGCAAUAGGAUGUGGAGGCUGCUGUCACCCCGGGGAAAAAACAUCUGCGGAUGGUCCCAGAAGGGGUCAGGCACCAAGCAUCCACAGAGGGUGCAGGAGACGAGCCGUGACGGUGGGUGCUGUGCUCGCUGCGUGCUGGC
Messenger RNA from Grus americana (Whooping crane), 4695 nucleotides. RefSeq names its product chromobox 2 (gene CBX2). Gene Ontology annotation, biological process: negative regulation of transcription by RNA polymerase II. Bases 19 to 1620 code for a protein of 533 amino acids. Gene Ontology annotation, cellular component: PRC1 complex; heterochromatin. The transcript is spliced from 5 exons. Lineage: Eukaryota; Metazoa; Chordata; Aves; Gruiformes; Gruidae. The record is from RefSeq and is a predicted model, not a curated record.